This is a messenger RNA of Diospyros lotus (date-plum), 2352 nucleotides long. RefSeq names its product mitogen-activated protein kinase 9-like. Gene Ontology annotation, cellular component: nucleus; cytoplasm. The record is from RefSeq and is a predicted model, not a curated record. The coding region runs from base 245 to 2023 and encodes 592 amino acids. Gene Ontology annotation, molecular function: ATP binding; MAP kinase activity. Gene Ontology annotation, biological process: intracellular signal transduction; protein phosphorylation. The transcript is spliced from 11 exons. Lineage: Eukaryota; Viridiplantae; Streptophyta; Magnoliopsida; Ericales; Ebenaceae.
AACAUGCCACUGUUAAGAUCUGAUGUGCAAAGAGCGUGAGAAAUGCGUACGCGCGGCUGAACCUACUCUCCUCCUCCCUUGAAUCCGAUCUCACCAGAGAAACCAGAAACACACACACACACACACGAAAUCUUCGGGGGAGAGAGAAAGAGAGCGGGGAAUGCUCGCAUUGACUGGCUGUGAUUCAACGGUUGAUCGAUUGGGAGCGAGAGUCUAGGAUAGUGUGAGCUCUUCGUAGACGUAUAUGGGGGGUGGAACAUUUGUGGAUGGUUUUCGUCGCUUGUUUCACCGUCGCCCUUCAUCUUCAUCUUCCACAGUCGUUGCGAACAAUUCUAGCCGCACCAGCAGCAACGAUGGCCAGGCGUUGGUGACCGAAUUCCAAGGGAAGGAGGACGACCUUAGGCUUGUCGAAGACUUCGAUUUAUCUGGUUUGAAGCAAAUCAAAGUCCCCGGACGCGCCAGUUUCCUUCUCUCCUCCAUGGAUCCUCACAAAAAGAUGGAAACUGAAUUCUUUACCGAGUAUGGGGAAGCAAGUAGGUACCAAGUUCAGGAAGUUGUUGGCAAAGGGAGUUAUGGAGUUGUUGGUUCUGCUAUUGACGUCCACACUGGAGAGCGGGUUGCAAUAAAGAAGAUCAAUGAUGUUUUUGAGCAUGUCUCUGAUGCCACAAGGAUCCUCAGAGAAAUCAAGCUCCUCCGGCUGCUCCGCCAUCCGGAUAUUGUAGAAAUAAAGCAUAUAAUGCUUCCUCCUUCUAGAAGAGAAUUUAGAGAUAUAUAUGUUGUUUUUGAGUUGAUGGAAUCUGAUCUUCAUCAAGUGAUUAAGGCAAAUGAUGAUCUUACACCUGAGCAUUAUCAAUUUUUCUUGUAUCAGCUUAUUCGUGGCCUAAAAUACAUACAUACAGCAAAUGUGUUCCAUCGAGAUCUAAAACCGAAAAAUAUACUUGCUAAUGCGGAUUGCAAGUUGAAGAUUUGUGAUUUUGGGCUUGCUCGUGUAUCCUUCAAUGAUGCCCCUUCAGCUAUUUUCUGGACUGAUUAUGUUGCUACUCGAUGGUACCGUGCUCCUGAACUCUGCGGUUCUUUUUUCUCCAAAUAUACGCCUGCAAUUGAUGUAUGGAGCAUUGGAUGCAUAUUUGCAGAAAUGCUUACAGGAAAGCCAUUAUUUCCUGGGAAAAAUGUGGUACACCAGUUGGAUCUCAUGACUGAUCUGCUUGGCACUCCUCCUCCUGAAUCCAUUGCUAGGAUUAGGAAUGAAAAAGCAAGAAGGUACCUCAGUAGCAUGCGUAAGAAACCGCCAGUUCCUUUUUCACAGAAGUUCCCCAAUGCAGAUCCAUUAGCUCUCCGCCUUCUAGAAUGCCUUCUAGCAUUUGAUCCUAAAGAUCGACCAACUGCUGAAGAGGCAUUAUCUGACCCUUACUUUCAGGGAUUGUCAAAUGUGGACCGUGAACCAUCCACUCAACCCAUAUCAAAACUUGAAUUUGAGUUUGAAAGGAGAAAAUUAGCAAAAGACGAUGUCAGAGAGUUGAUUUAUCGAGAGAUUCUAGAAUAUCAUCCCCAGAUGCUCCAGGAGUACCUUCGUGGUGGAGAACAGACUAGCUUCAUGUACCCAAGUGGUGUUGAUCGAUUUAAGCGACAGUUUGCGCAUCUUGAGGAGCAUUAUGGUAAAGGUGAAAGAAGUACUCCACUACAAAGGCAGCAUGCUUCAUUGCCUAGGGAACGAGUUUCUGUACCAAAGGAUGAAACUUCUGAAAAUUGUGAGUUGGAGAUGAGAUCUUCGGCAUCUGUUGCUACAACCCUGCAGAGUCCAAAGGCAUCUGACGCAUCAGAAAAUGCAAAUACAGAUUUUCAAAAUGGUCCAAUGAAGCCGGGCCAUGGUGCUCGUAGUUUAUUAAAGAGCGCUAGCAUUAGUGCUUCCAAGUGUAUAGGCGCUAAAGGAAGAAAAGAUUCAGAGGAAGAAACUAUUGCUGAGCAAAAUGAGGAGGUUGAUGCAUUGACACAAAACAUAGCCAACCUCAAUGCCGGACUAUAGUGCCUUGAGUCGAUUUGUUUGGCAUUGGUGUAUGCCUUGCUCUAAUUUUCCUCCAUCACGCAGUUCAGUUGAUCUUCGAGAUGACCUGCAUCAAAUUUCUUGCCUUUGUUUCAGGUAGAAUCUGACAGUAGGACUGUUGUUGUCAUUACCACCUGUUUGUUUUUAUCAAAAAUACUAGGAAGACCAUAUGCUUGCCAAUUAUUGCCGUGUAUGUGGCUUGGAGACAGUAAAAUCACUACAUUUUGUUCCUGUGAUAAUUAUAGCAAGAACAAAUGUAACAUUACAUCUGUUUUUACUUCUAUAUGCAUAACUAUACAAGAUUGUCAGAA